CUUUUCUGAUUACUGCAGAGAAAUGGCUGCCUUUAACUGCUCUUUUGAUGUAAUGGCUGAAAAAGGCGGAUGGCUUUGUCCUCUGGGGGAAAAGUGUAUCAAUCUGACCUCCGAUGCAAACGGCAGCCAUAUUGAACUGGAUGAUGCCUGUCUGUCGGAUGAAAGCUACCUGGAGAAGUAUUUAGGGCCUCGUCGGUCAUCUGUGUUCCUCCCUGUCUGCCUCACGUACCUGUUCAUUUUCCUGGUAGGUGUCAUGGGGAAUGUGCUGACAUGCACUGUCAUCGCACGCAACAAAGUCAUGUGGACGCCAACAAAUUACUACCUGUUCAGCCUGGCAGUGUCCGACCUGCUUGUGCUGCUGCUCGGUAUGCCAUUAGAGCUGUAUGAGCUGUGGCAGAACUACCCCUCCCUCCUGGGGAAGGGUGGCUGCUACUUUAAAACGUUCCUAUUUGAGACUGUUUGCCUGGCAUCUAUCCUGAACGUAACAGCGCUGAGCGUAGAGCGUUACAUCGCUGUGGUGCACCCACUACGGGCAAAAUAUGUUGUAACACGCACCCAUGCAAAGAAGGUCAUCCUUACGGUUUGGGGGGUGUCUGUGUUGUGUGCUUUACCAAACACAAGUCUACAUGGGAUCGACAUCCUUCAUACUCAAUUCACCGGUCCAGCUGGGAACAUAACAAGAGAGUUCCCCGACUCAGCAAUGUGUACUCUAGUGAAACCGCCCUGGAUGUACAACCUGACCAUCCAGGUGACCACCUUCCUAUUUUUCUUCCUGCCCAUGGUCACUAUCAGCGCUCUCUACACGCUCAUUGGGCUGCAGCUUAAGCGGGAGAAGAUGUGUCACACACUGGAGGCAAAGACAGGCUUUGGACAGGACAGCUUCUGUAACAUCCGGACACAGCAGCAGAAGGCCCGUCGCCGGCAGGUCACUAAAAUGUUGUUUGUUUUGGUGGUGGUUUUCGGGAUCUGCUGGGCCCCGUUUCACACUGACCGUCUCAUGUGGAGUUUCAUCGAUAACUGGACUGACAACCACCUGCACAUCUUUCAGUACGUACACAUCAUCUCCGGAGUGUUUUUCUACCUCAGUUCGGCCGUCAACCCUAUCCUGUACAACCUCAUGUCCACACGUUUUAGAGAAAUGUUCAAAGAGGUCAUGUGUCAUCGGCCCCACGACAUAAUUCCCAGAAAACACUCACUCAGUGUCACCCGUAUGACGCUCCGCAGCACCCUAAGUGACGCUCCGCUGAGCAGUGGAGCUGCUGUCGUUGAAGCCGUGGCAGAAGAUGGAGAAGUGAGGAUAAAAGGUGAAACUUCUUUUUCGUGUUAAAAACAACACAAGGGGGUGUGAAUGGGGAUGAAUUGUUGUGGAUGGCAUGCUAUUUUGUUCUGACCCACUGCAUCCAUCUGUCAUCCACUUUGAGGUGCAUUAGCUACCAAUUAGAAAAAACACAGUCUGAGUGGAAAAACAGAAAAGCCGGAGCCGUCAGGCUGCAGUGUUAGGACCCGAUCAUUUUGCAAAAGGUUAUGCUUUCUGCACUUUAUUUUGUCUUGUUGUUGUGUUGCAACCACAACAUCACCUUACCUAACCUUUAUUUUUGCUAAACUCACAGACGCUCAGUGAUGCAGAAACAGAAAGCUUA
Messenger RNA from Notothenia coriiceps (black rockcod), 1640 nucleotides. RefSeq names its product neuromedin U receptor 1a (gene nmur1a). Gene Ontology annotation, molecular function: neuromedin U receptor activity. NCBI's taxonomy places the organism in Eukaryota, Metazoa, Chordata, Actinopteri, Perciformes, Nototheniidae. Bases 23 to 1327 code for a protein of 434 amino acids. The transcript is spliced from 2 exons. Gene Ontology annotation, cellular component: plasma membrane. Gene Ontology annotation, biological process: neuropeptide signaling pathway. The record is from RefSeq and is a predicted model, not a curated record.